AUGGGUAAAUUAUCUUUGGCACCAGUUGCCACUGGUACUCCCGACCACGGGUUUUGUGGUUGUUGUGGGAAAGUGGUGUGGGAGGAUGAGCCACCCAAGGAAUGGACCAUCGAGUGGCACGUUUGGAAAAUCCGAAAAAAAAAUCCCCCACGUGUCAUCUUCUUCCUCCUCUCCCUCACUGUGCUGCCAACCCAGCUGUGGCCGGCGUCACCACCGUCCUGUCCCCUGCAAGAGUUGGCGCCCGAGCUCAGCCUCGCCCUCAUCCACUCGCACCCCCAGCCGGCUCCCUCUCCUUCCUCUCCCCUUUCUUUCUUCUCCCAGCCAACCACCACCACCAUUGCCGCUCGGAGAUCGAGCUCGUCGCCCCGCUGCUACAAACCCUCCCCGGCCGAGCCAAGAUACCAGCGGCUGCGCCAAGGACUCCUCUUCUCUUCCCCCACCUCCAAUCCCGAGCUCCCACACCCCGGCUCAAGAUCGAGGUCGAAUUUUCUCCAUGGCCGCCGGGUGAGAAGCUCGAACGCCACCGUCGAUUACUCCCUCCCCGCCGAGAUCGCCGGAAAAGCCGAUUUCCCCGCCGCCGUCAGCGGGAACCCGCCACCUCCAUGUCGAGCUCCCUCUUCCGGCCCUCCUCCACGUGAACAAGCUCCACAGAAACGAUGCCGGAACAGAGGACAUGGAGGACAUAAUGGAGAGUUUGCUGCGGAUUCUAACAUCUUUGAAUGUGCUAACAAUUCUCGGACCCAAAGUAUUCCCGACCACGGGUUUUGUGGUCGUUGUGGAAAAGUGGUGUGGGAGGGUGAGCCACCCAAGGAAUGGACCAUCGAGUGGGUUCCCUCCUCUCCCCGCCAAGAGCAAGAUGAAUGAAAUCAUGUCUACAGGCCGGACAUGAUUUCCUGUAAAAUAUGUAUCGUAGUGUUUAUCGCUUCCGCUCGCGUAUAUGUUAUCGGAUUUCGAACCCUCUAUGUAUUGUAAAAUGUCACUUCAGAACUGGCACUCUUUUAUGUAACUAAGUACCAAACUAAGUUGUAAUAACUAAAUUACUCGCACUCUAUAUUACUUAUGCUCA
Messenger RNA from Panicum virgatum (switchgrass), 1066 nucleotides. RefSeq lists its product as uncharacterized. The transcript has 6 exons. The record is from RefSeq and is a predicted model, not a curated record. NCBI's taxonomy places the organism in Eukaryota, Viridiplantae, Streptophyta, Magnoliopsida, Poales, Poaceae. The coding region runs from base 1 to 864 and encodes 287 amino acids.